CAAAAAUAGAUUAUUCAUUUUUAACUUAAACAUUCAGUCAUUAUUGUGACAACAAGUCAUUCUAGUAGCAACAACUUAGUUUUUGCACCGUAGUAAGUUUUUUCGGCCGCCACGAUACGUCAGAAAAAAACAACGGCGGCGGCCUACCAAUUUUUUGUUCAUGGAAUAGGUACCGUACGUAUGCAGCGGUAUGAAAUGCGAAGAUCAACAAUCGUGACUGAAUGCUAUGUUGCGUUCGGGAAUCCAAAUUGGUGAAGCUUUUCAAACGCACGGGUUGCAAUUUCUCGCAGCAUCACAGCAAUCUCACAGCAGCAGGCUAUUUGUUGGCACGAYGUACACAUCCCCUCGUACUAAAUCGGUGUGAUCCUCUUGAUUAAUAUUAAAAUCGGUUUGUAAUCUUGAUGUGAAGAAACGAUACCUUGUCUAUGUCAAAAAUUAACUCAAUUCAGAUAAAAUGAACAAAGAUACUGUCAAUGCGGCUAACGACGACUUGCUCAACCUGGCAGGUGACGCAGGCAACGAAUCCACGACCGAUUGCGAUCAUCAUAAUUACCAUCCUCGCAAGAACCCCAGUAACGACAGCACCGGAAACAACAGCAACGACAAUUCCUAUCCAGCUUUAGAACAAUCAGUUGUGUUGGAAGAGCAUGAGCAUCUUCUACCAACAAAACCCAUACAGAUAGCAAAUUCUUCGGGGAUGUCUCGAGCAGAAACAACAGGAGCAGCAGAUAGAGCGUCUCCAUCGAACGGCAUAGUCGUUGUCCCUCAAAAGUUGGAUGUGGCUGAACCUGAUCCAAGAAUAGGCAGGGAUGCUACUCCUAUUGUGAACGUAAAUACACUUACUGCGGUUGAGGUAGCAAAAACAAUCACCGCCAAAACUAUGAGCACAGUCCCCAUGAGAGAUAAGAAGAAACAACGGGCCAAGCCAGGGUUUGGCUUGCGAACCUCCCGGACGACUAUUGUCGAAACGGGACAGAAGCGACGAUCAUGCAUUUGUACAAACAGCAAAAAAUGCAACCAGCUCAUGACGAAAUGGGCCAAGGUCUCCCCUUCCGAUUAUCAUUGUGAGUCUUGGAUUCAUCGGGGUGUAAUAAUUCAUUCACUCAGCUGCUAAUCUUGUUUUCUACUCUCCGACUUUUGGAUUAUUCAAGUUCUUCAACUCCCAAAGGAACAUAUACCUCAGCCCUURACUGAGCUUCUCGCCAUAGAAACUGAAGCUCAGCACACAGCAAGSCAUACGAUAAGGAAGAUGAAAACUACCUGUACUGAYACUGAAAAUUCAACAACUUUACAAGGCAGUCACAAUGACGAUAAUCAACUUCGCGAGAGGGAGAGGACGAGCAACAGCAAUAUGUCUAGCACGGACCUAUACAAGAACGGAUUUCGGGCAGCAACCCUAAGGCAUAUCUCCGCGAAGAAUCCAAUUCCCAAAGACGAACGUAUUGCUUUGUGCCACUACCACCCCGAAGUCAGGCCCUAUUUGUUCUGGCCAAAGAACACGCCAUCGGCGCAAAAAUACGCUAUUCCCAUAGCAUUGGCAAUCAAACUGGGUUAUGAUAUCGAAGACGCCAAGUGCCUGGGCCUAAACAUGGAAAAAUAUUGCUACGUUCUCCCGACCUAUGAUUUUGAGGAUGCUGAACGAGAAAUUGGAAGUAUCCAGAAAGUAUUUUACGACCGAGUCGAACAAAUCCAAACCAAUCCAGCUCAAUUUGUCAGAGAUUUGCGGCAGCUYGAGGAAGAUCUGCAGGAGGUCCACAAACUGCGAAAACGAAACAUAGAACUUUUGCGGAAGCUUGAUGACCGCCGUAGGUCCAUUAAGCGGUUGCGAAGCGUCCUUAAGGUUCAACACCGUCACAGCGUUACGAAGGAAGCACUUCAACACGAAGAGCAUCAGCAAAGACACCAUCAACACCUUCAUUCAAACCAGCAAACUCAACAAUCGUUUUCAGCAAGUCAACUUACUAACGCUCCAAUUGAAGUAGGACCGUCGGAUGAUAACAAUGGAGKGCAUCAGCUGCAACAUCAGCAACAGUACCAACAACAUUCCUAUCCAACAGGAGGAGCCACAUCCUAUCACCAGCAACAGCAUCAGAUCAUGGAUUCAACACAACAACAACAACAACAACCAACGCCGAUGCCACAACCACUGGGGCUUCAAAAUCAAAACCAACAACAACAACACAACCAAUUCUUCCAGCCUACGCCACCUACGCAAGAACAGCAAACUAUCGGAAUCGUUACUGGGGGAAUCAACCAAAACAACGAGCAGCAGCAGCAGCAUUCGCACCAUCACCAUUGGGCCUUUAAUCAGCAAUWCCAAGCUACUCCAUUGGGGGGUACUUCAGGCUCCGACAACGAGCAGCAACAGCUUCCGCAGCAGCAACUACAACCGCCAUCGGUUCACGCAUACGAUCCUGAGCCAAACCAUGAUUCACAACAGCAACAUCAAAAUCAACAGCAACCAGUGCCGUCACCGAUGGAAGAGGCUAAUAACCCUGAGAACGGUUAYAGUACCUACGCAAAUCAUCUGGAAGCCGCCAUGGCUGCCGCUGUGGCAGUGGGAUUCAAAGACGACCAAGAAGGCCUCGUGGCCGGGGUGGAAGACGAUCCCAACCAUCACCAUCAGCAACAGCAACAACCUAAUCACCAUUCCCAUCCUCCUCCUCACAAUAUUGUCGUUGGAGACAUUGUUGCAGUCGACGACCUCGUUGAUUACAACAACAAUACCAAUCUCGAUAGUAGAUUUGGAGGUGAAAUWAGUGACGACGAAGACCUCAAAGACGACGAUUGUUCCGACACCGAACGUUAUCGGCAGACUUUGGGUGGCCCAUCCUCACAGAUCUAUCAACGACCCCGGAAGUGGCCCCGAAGAAAAGUGGUUGUUAAUCCUCUUCCCGGAWMCAGGGCCMCAAACGACACAAACAAAUUGACGAGGAAGAGUGGUGUGAAGAGAAGUGGAAGCAAGAAUAGUAAGAGCAAUACUUGUACCGGUAGAACUAUCGGCAGUAUUAGAAAAAAGGCAAAGCCAAUCGAUUUGUCAGAACGCGUCACUUGAUAGUGCAAAAAUAAUUUCGUCRUAACUCAACGUAAAUCAUAAUAAGAAUUGCUUCACCUGGUCAACUACUUUACUUACUUGUACUUCUAUCAGCUAGAUUUGAUGGUUACGAGUAUGUUAUUUUUGGAUUUUUGUUCAGAUUUUUCCWAACAGAUCGUAGAAAAAAAUACAAAUGUCUGC
Pseudo-nitzschia multistriata is the source of this 3235-nucleotide messenger RNA. Lineage: Eukaryota; Bacillariophyta; Bacillariophyceae; Bacillariales; Bacillariaceae. The record is from the annotation of a GenBank genome assembly.